Molecule: messenger RNA, 1840 nt
Organism: Halichondria panicea
Lineage: Eukaryota; Metazoa; Porifera; Demospongiae; Suberitida; Halichondriidae
Product: carbohydrate sulfotransferase 15-like
Exons: 1
Coding region: 1-1731 (576 amino acids)
Biological process (GO): hexose biosynthetic process
Molecular function (GO): N-acetylgalactosamine 4-sulfate 6-O-sulfotransferase activity
Source: RefSeq, a predicted model, not a curated record
AUGAAACCAGAAAUAAAGCGGAGUUGCCACAGCAAGAAAUUGAACUAUCGCCACUUGUUUUUGGCACUAGCCUUUCUCACUACCUGCAGUACCUUGAUUCUGUGGUUUGAGGAGAUAAGUAACCACUUGUCUAAUAUCGAUCUCAGGCAGCUGCCGCAAAAUGAAAUGAGUGAUACACUCUUCACCAAUUUUGAACAUCUACAGUUAAUAAGGACAGACAUACGAACAAUCACAAAAUCAGAGACAGGGGGAAAUCGAGAAGGGCAAUCAGACCGGCACAAACACGAAAUUCAAAUUUCAAGUCAGAAAAACCAGCAAAGUAAGGAAGACGAUCAUUUCAGUGAGGGAAAAUAUAUUUCACUGGUAAAAAACCCGCAACAAUAUACACUUUCCAAUACUCUAAAGAACAUUGACAAGUGUAUGUCUAAAUCCAACCUCAUGUCACCAGCUCUGCUUGAAAUAGCUAGAGAAAAUGCCAAGUGGUUUAUGGAGCAGUAUGGGAGAGUCAUAUCUUCACAGUAUCUUGACGGCUAUGUGAACUACUGCUGGAAUACUAACUAUGAGGUGACUCUAAACGGGGAUUACUUUGAGGGCCAUAUUGGAGAAUACCACUUCAAAAAUAAACCACCGCUCUGGUUUGAACAAAGGAUGAAGGCUUCCAUAAAAAAAGAUUUUAAAGGAAAGUUCAGUUCAUCAACAGUUUGCCUGCCUAAUAUAUACCUUCUAGGAUUUGCGAAAUGUGGGACAACAUUCUUUCAGUGUUUUCUGUCCAAAAUCUUAAAUGGAGACAAGAAAGCUCAGGCUAUUAAAGAACCUUACUUCUGGACACCAUUUGAUUACAAAAUACAUCAACCAAACUCUAGCAAUAUUGGAGGACAUUACGUACCAAUGUUCCUUAAAGGAUUUAAAGAAAACGUUUCAACACAAGAAAGAAGAGAGCUAGCUUCAAUUGAUGCCACACCAAUCACAGUCUUAAGAUGGCCGAGGUUUACCAGUGAAGAACCAGAGCUGACCAACUACUGUCUGCUUCCUAGUGCCCUCCCAGAGCUGUUCCCACAGUCCAAGUACCUUGUGAUAAUGAGGGAACCCGUCAGUAUGAUGUAUUCAGCUUUUUGGUGGUCUUUGUAUCAUCCACCUAAAACAGACAAACUAAGUCAAUAUGUGAAAUCCAAUUUAACAAAAGGACGUGAAAUAUUUCAUCAGCAAUCUGUGUAUAUGAUCACCCAGUUCUUAAAAUGCAUAAACAGCCACCAAACAGUAAGAACAGCUGAGAAUUGCACUCUGUUGGACAUUGAGGGUAACUUUUCAGCUUGUAUCAGCAACCGUAAACAUCUAUUGCCUGAGUGUGUGCAAAACAUAACGAUUAAGGAAGGACAACAUAUCGAAGCAGUGAUAUUCAAAGGUAUAUAUUAUGUGUAUGUUCAAAAAUGGCUGCAAACAGUUCCCAGAGAGAGGAUUUUCUUCACGGCAAUGGAGAGACUUACUGAACAUACACAUUCAGUUGCAAAAGAAUUGAGUAACUUCUUCGGAAAAGUUUCACAGGAUGAAGUUGAACGCAUAAAACAAAAGUGCAGAAAAAAAUUUAAUAAAAACCCAAUUAAUUACACAUCUUCUUCCUUAACAAUAAAGGAAUCUACAAAAACAAUAUUACAGAAGUUUUUUCAGCCAUUCAAUAGAAUGCUCUCAGAGUUACUUGAAGAUGAGCAGUUCUUGUGGCGGCAAAAAUGGUAGAUGUAUAAAGCUAUGAAACAUUUAGUCUUAAAACGUUUAGCCUUAAUUCUGAGAUGUUAUUAUGCAUGUAAAAUUAUAAUUGCUCAUAAUAAUAAUAAUUGUGGUCAGA